AUGACUGCACAGAUCCCGCCACUACACCUACAAAAUGUCCAGCGGGAACAUUCAGCCCUGCUGAAGUGGCCUAUUGCAGCCCUUGCAAUAUCGGUUAUUACAGUGGAGAAGGUGCCAUUGACUGCUCAAGAUGCCAAGGAGGAUACAACUGCACAGACCCUAGCAUCACACCAUCUCCGUGUCCAGCGGGAACUUUCAGUCCACUGGGGAUCACUGGUUGCAGUGACUGUCCUGCUGGCGAGAUACCACACCAGUGGACCAGGAGCAGAUAGCUGUAGUCGGUGCCCUGGAGGCCUGGACUGCAGUGUCCAGGGGGUCAGUCCGUCUAACUGUAAUGGUGGAACUUACAGCCCUGAAGGCACUGCUCUGUGCAUCAACUGUCCUCAAGGAUAUUACAGUGAACCUGGCAGCGCUAAUUGCAGUGUCUGUCCCACUGGCAGCGACUGUAGUUCCCAGGCAGUGGCACCAGGUGGCACUCCGCCGCUUUGUCCUGCCGGGAACUUUAGUACCCAGGGGGCAGAUGGUUGCACGUCUUGUGAAAUAGGCUUCUACAGUGCGGAAGGUGCUACCAACUGUUCCUUAUGCCCCGCCGGCCAACAGUGCCCCGUCCCGAGUAUAAGCCCUGUGAACUGUUCACCUGGAACCUACAACAAUGACGGUGAUGCUUUCUGUUAUGGCUGUCCGGAUGGAACGUACAGUACAGGAGGUUCCUCAAAUUGUACUAGUUGUCCAGAGGGUUAUGAUUGCACGGAGCCUUCAGUUGUACCAUCUCUGUGUAUUGCUGGGACAUUCAGCCAGGUCGGCAAUUCUGCUUGCCAAAGUUGCCUCACAGGUUACUACAGUACUGAAGGAUCUGGGACCUGUAGCCCUUGCCCGGCUGGAUCACAGUGUCCGGUACCAAACAUCUCACCAUUACUGUGCUCUGCGGGGACAUACAGUGCCGCAACAAGUGCUUUUUGCAUAGGAUGCGAGAAAGGGUACUACAGUGGGAUUGGCUGGAGUAACUGUACUGAGUGCGCGGCUGGUUAUGACUGCUCCGAUAGUGCAGAUAGCUCACCAUCUCAAUGUCCACCUGGGACUUACUCUCCCCAGGGUGUGACUGUAUGCAGUGUUUGUGAUGUUGGUACCUAUGCCGAUUCAAGUGGCGCUGAAUCCUGCACGUCAUGUACGGCUGGUUUCAACUGCUCUGACUCAAGUGCUAGACCAAUGCCCUGUCCUGCUGGUACCUACAGUGCAGAAAACACUGCUGCAUGUAUCUCAUGCCCUGCUGGACAAUUCAGUGCUUCUCAGGCCAGUUCCUGCUCGGUCUGUGCUGCUGGCUUUGACUGUUCAGAGCCAAGCCUCACACCAACACCAUGUGCUGCAGGCACAUACAGUGCAGAAGGCUCUGCUUCCUGCUCGCCCUGUUUGACAGGCCAAUACAGCACCGCACAGGCCAACAACUGCUCAACCUGCUCACCAGGAUACGACUGCUCUGAUCCAAGUGCAACACCAACGCCAUGCUCAGCCGGAACCUACAGUAUCUCAGGAUCCACAGCUUGUAUCCCAUGUCCAACAGGAACCUACAGUUUGGCCCAAGCAAGCAGUUGUAUCGUCUGCCCGGCUGGAUCUGACUGCGCACAGCAAGAUCAAGUACCGUCUGCCUGUGAUGGUGGAUUCUUCAGCGUAGGAGGGAACUCAACCUGUGUCCCAUGCCCAACAGGAACUUACAGUGAGCCAGGCUCCCAAACCUGCACCCCCUGCCCAGCUGGUAAAGACUGCGCUAACUCCUCUGUUGCUGCUGGGGUGCUACCCCCAGAUUGUCUGAAUGGCACCUACAGCUUACUUGGAGACACCACCUGCAGGCCGUGCCCAUCAGGAUGGUACCAGACAAGCACAGGUCAGUCUUCAUGCACAGAGUGUACUGCAGGUCAACGGUGCCCCCACCCUGGCCAGGCUGCUGAGGAUUGUCCAGCUGGGACAUACCAGAACAUCAAAGGCCAAACAAGCUGCAAAGAGUGUCCCUCGGGUUACUACCAAACCAGUGCCAAGCAGACGUCUUGUAACAUCUGCUCCGCAGGAAAGAAAUGUCCAUAUGCUGACCAAGCGGAAGUGGCUUGUACCGGGAACACAUAUUCUCUUCCUGGCCAGACAGGCUGUACAACCUGCCCUCCAGGGAAAGUCUGCAGUAGUGGUCAGAUAUCAUCCUCUUGUACGUCCGGCCAAUAUUAUACCGACUCAGCUUGCGUCACUUGUGAAAAUGGCUACUAUUGCCCAUCACCCCUUGCUGGGCACAUUCCAUGCCCAGACGGGACCUACACCGACUCCACCGGACAGACAUCAUGUACGACUUGCCCUGCUGGCAAGAAGUGUUACCCCACGUCUGCUACGCCAAGUAACUGUGAGGCCGGAUACUACAGUCCUGCUGGCCAGGGCCUUUGUCUGGUUUGUGGUUGUGGUACAUACAGCGCAAGUGGGGCUGAAUCAUGCUCAGUGUGCCCAGCUGGUCAGCGCUGUUCUAACUCUAGCACCCCUGUUGAUUGCAACGCUGGUGAAUACAGUCCUGCUGGGUCUGCUGCUUGUACACCUUGUGAAAGUGGCUACUACAGUGGGACUAAAGCAGGUGCCUGUUCGACCUGCCCAGCUGGGAAAUCCUGUGCGACUCCUUCAGCCACUCCUGCCAACUGUUCCUCUGGUUCCUACAGUUUAGGAGGAAAGGUUGUCUCAUGUACCACAUGUCCCGCUGGGUUCUCAUGCGGCGCUGCCAAUGCAUUGCCCGUUGCUUGUACGGCUGGGAAGUAUGCUGUGGCUGGUUCCUUGAGUUGUAGUCCAUGUCCUGCUGGACAGUCUUGCCUCGAUCCAGCGUCUGCACCCACCAAUUGCCCAAGUGGAUACUACAGUGCAUCCGGUGCAUCUCAGUGCAGCAUUUGUCCUGCAGGCUUCAGUUGUACCUCCAGCACAACUGCCGCUUGCAGCUCUGGCAAAUACAGCCGCACUGGAGAAACGACAUGUCAGAAUUGCUCCAUCGGGAAAAUGUGCCCGUUUGCCAACAUCUUGCCGAUCAGUUGCCAGAGUGGUUUCCAUACCAGUGGAGCUGAGAGUGCAACAUCUUGUACAGAGUGCCCUGCUGGAUCCUACUGUUCUACUCCUGAGGCAUCUCCACAGACUUGCAGCAGUGGAGAAUACAGUACACGUAAAUCGACCACCUGUACGAGUUGCCCUCCAGGGUACUCCUGCCCUACUACCAGCUCUUUCCCAUCACCGUGCAACGCUGGCACCUACUCCACCGGAGGUCAGACGUCUUGCUCGGGUUGUGAUGCUGGUUAUGCUUGUCCUUCGACCACAACUGCCAGUGAUAAAUAUGCUUGUGCUGCUGGAACCUACUCUGCUGGCAACCAGUCAUCAUGCACACCAUGUCCGGCUGGAAGUUACUGUCCGGUCACAACUGCGGCAACAGUCACUCCCUGUGCAUCUGGAUCGUUCUCAUAUUCGUCACAGACAUCAUGUACCCCUUGUCCGGCUGGAUGGCAAUGUCCAACAAACGAUGGCACCGGCAAUUCACAGUGUGAGAGUGGUUACUAUGCUCCUGCUAAUGCAACAAGCUGUGUCGAAUGUCCUGCCGGGAAAGCUUGUCCAAGCUCUGCCUCUGCUGUUGUCAUUGACUGCCAACCAGGAACUUAUUCAAUUGGAAAGCAGACGACAUGCACUUCAUGUCCACCAGGAUACGCUUGUUCAAGUAUCACGUCUGCUGCUAAAACUCUAUGCACAGAUGGUAGUUACAGUGCUGGUGGCCAGGACACUUGUACUCCAUGUCCUGCUGGCUAUGCCUGUCCAAGUAAAUAUGCUGACAUGAAGAUCAUCUGUGCUGACGGGACGUACUCAGUUGACAAGCAGAUAUCUUGUACAAAAUGUAAAGCCGGGAAGGAAUGUCCUAUGAGGAAUCAAACUGGAACGGCUUGUGCUGCAGGAAAGUACAGUUUGGAAGGAUAUACUCAGUGUUUUACAUGUCCUGCUGGUUACCAGUGCCGGAAUCAAGCCGCUGCUCCUGUCGUCUGCCUGGCAGGAGAAUACAGCUAUGCUGGUUCUCCCUCUUGUACUGCAUGUAAUGGUGGCUAUGCCUGCCCUGGAGGAAGUAUAUCUCCUCAACCAGCAACUGCAAUCUGUCCGUUAGGGUACUAUUGCGCAAACGGGAAAGAUAAAACUCCAUGCCCAAAAGGGAAAUAUGGUUACUUGACUGGACAGUCAUCUGAAGCAAAUGCCUGUAAGAAGUGCCCAAAAGGCUAUUUCUGCCCUGAAGGUACCACUGGUUCAUCUCUAAAUCCACCAAUUACAAACAAGCUGAUAUGUCCGCGAGGCCAUUAUUGCCCAGAAAGCACAGGUGACUACAAAGACCAUCCUUGCGCACCUGGGACCUACUAUAAGAACCUUGGAGCUGUAUCUGCUGAUGAGUGUCUCUCGUGUCCCGCAGGUAGGGUCUGCGCUGGAGGAACUGCUACACCCAACUGUAAAGAAUGUGUUUGUCCCCGUGGUCACUUCUGUCGACGGUCAACAGGAACAGCCACUAAGUGUCCUGCUGGUUCAUACACAGAAGAGGAGGGCGCUACUGGCGGAGAGUUCUGCAAGAACUGCCCAGCAGGUCAUUGGUGCGCAUCAGGAACUGCCACUCCAACCCCUUGCCUCCAAGGAACAUAUAAUCCAUACGUCAGCCAGCAGAAUGUUACUGGCUGUAUGUCAUGCGUCGCUGGUGAAUCUUGUACGAAUUUUGGCCUAACGUCACCAGAUCGGCCCUGUGCACCUGGAUAUUACUGUCCUGGAGGAAACUACCUUCCAAAUCAAACGGAAUAUGCCUGCCCACCAGGAACCUUCACCAACUUCAACAACCUGACAGCGAUUGAGCAGUGUGAGACAUGUCCACCUACUGUUGCAUGUUUAAUCGGCACCGGUGGCCAACAGAAACCACCUGUUGCCUGUGCACAAGGUCAUUAUUGCCCCAACGGUACUGGAAGCCCGACACAACAUCCCUGCCCCGCAGGAUCAUGGACUAACCUGACUAAUUUGCGUUCUGUGGAAGAGUGUUAUGUGUGUCCGAGAGGAUAUUAUUGUCUGGAAGCCACGGUUCUCCCUGCAGAAACCUGUGCCAAAGGUCAUUGGUGCCCAGAUGGUACAAAGACGGCAACAGAGAACCCGUGCCAUGCUGGGUCCUACAGUAACAACACUGGUAACACGGCAUGGGAGCAAUGUGUCGACUGUCCGGCCGGUCAUUAUUGCCCUGCAGGAUCCGCAUUACCUACUCCAUGUUCAGCGGGUACUUAUAAUCCAGACGAAGAAGGGAAGAAUGUCUCGGCAUGCGUUCCAUGUACAGCUGGAUCGUAUUGUCCUAUAGAGGGCGUUGCAGAUCCACUUCCAUGCGACAAAGGAAACUUCUCAGAUUCUGGUGCGGCCGUGUGUACGACCUGCGAUGCCGGACAUUACUGUGAUCUAAACACCACAAGUCAAGCAUACAUGUUGUCGGACAGGAUCUGCCCUGCUGGAGUCGAAUGUCCACCAGGAAUGGUUCAAGCGCCAGAUUUAGACAAUGAUAAGUGCCGCACUGGUUACUACUGUCCACGAGGUGAUGUCAAUCCAUAUCCAGUGCCAUGUCCAGUGGGGACCUUCAAUGAACAUUAUGGCUUGCAGAAGGUUUCUGAAUGUCAGGCGUGUACCGCUGGGGAGUACUGUACUCCAGCUGGAUUGUCUCAGCCGGCUGGACCCUGUCCUGGAGGUUACUAUUGUCCUGUAGGAACUGGUCUUUCCAACACAUUCCCCUGCCCUGUUGGCUUCUACCGGAAUUCAUCGGCGAGAGAGUCAUUCCAGGACUGUACAGAAUGUAUCUCUGGUUAUUUCUGUAACAUUGAAGGCUUAGCUGAACCAAUCAUUUGUCCAAGGGGCUAUUUCUGUGUGAGUGGAACAGUAAACCCACAGCCCUGUCCUCUUGGGACUUACAGUAACUCAUCUGGCUUGCGAACCUCUACCGAUUGUACUCCGUGUCCUGGUGGCUCCUAUUGUGAUGGUAUCGGAAUGACUGCUCCAACAGAUAUCUGCGAUGCUGGAUUCUAUUGCCGAGAAAAGGCCUAUACCUCUGCACCUCCUGAUGGCCCCACUGGUGGUCUCUGUCCCGCUGGUGGUUAUUGCCCAGCCGGUAGUGCUACACCCACAUCAUGCCCCGUUGGCAAGUACAGUAAAUCAGCUGGUGCCAAGACAGAGUAUGAUUGUAUCCCGUGUGACCCUGGAUUCUACUGUGCUGGCUCCAGUAGCACGGAUGCCUCCCAGAAGUGUACGGCCGGUUAUUACUGUACUGGCGGAUCUGGUAUCCCAACACAAUAUGAAACCAGUGCUGGGCAUUUCUCGGAGGAAGGUGCCUAUAAAGAAACUCCAUGCCCUCGUGGGACGCAUCAACCAGCCAUGAGGUCACCAUCUUGUCUCCAGUGUCCUCAGGGAUACUACUGCAAUGAAACUGGUAUGAUUGACAAUGUUAUCUGCCCGCAAGGAUCAUACUGCCCACUUGGAAGCAAGGUGCCCACGCCAUGCCCGAGAGGUACCAUGUUGAAAGAAGUCGGACGCUACGAGGAGGCUCAUUGCGACCCAUGCACUGCUGGACAAGCAUGCGAAUCUGUUGGACUCUCGGCACCAAAUACCAUGUGUGUACCAGGACAUUAUUGCAAUGAUGGUGCCAACAUAUCAACACCUGUGGGGAUGCCCUUCGGUGACCUCUGUCCACCUGGAUUCUAUUGUCCUGAGGGUACAGCCCAAUAUCAACACCACCCCUGUCCAAAUGGUACCUACAGCAACUACACUGGCAACUCUGCUGAGGACAACUGCACGCUGUGUGACCCUGGGAAAGUUUGUGCAGGAUCUGCUCUAACCACUCCUAAUGGUGUCUGCGAUCCGGGAUAUUUCUGUCGUCGGGGAGCAUACACGGCCCGCCCGAAUGAUGGCGGCUCGACCGGUGCCCCUUGCCCGAAGGGUAAUUACUGCCCACAAGGAACUGGUGAACCACUGACUUGCCCCCCGGGAAGCUUCACCAAUGUCACCCAACUCGACUACUGCUUUGAUUGUCCAGCAGGAUUCUAUUGUACCGAUGGUGAGAUACCGUUACGAUGUCCCAGAGGUCGCUACUGCCCUGAAAACACCACCAUCGAUCAGCCAAAAUGUCCACGGGGAACUUACAAUGCAGAGCUUGGAAUGUCUCGGGAGAGUGACUGUCAACAAUGUUUGGGCGGUUACUACUGUUACAAGAUGGGUGCCACCAGUUUCGAUCCGAGUGUGAAUGACACAGGCACAGCUGAAUGCGCGGCCGGUUAUUAUUGUAAAAUGGGUGUAAAUGUUAGCACUCCCACUCCCGAGACCACUAGUGGGGUAGGCGGGCCUUGUCCUGUCGGCCACUACUGCCCGAAGAAGACAGAAGAUCCUGUCCCUUGCCCGAGUGGAACUUACAGGGACACCAUACAAGCCACUGCUGUUGGCGAUUGUAUUGACUGUAAACUUGGACAAUAUUGUGGUAGUCCUGGCCUGAACGAUUCUACUGCACCGUGUGCUCCUGGAUUCUAUUGCCUGCGGAAGAGUAAUACACCAACACCAACAGGGUCUGAUUCUUCGGUCGGUGGUCCGUGCCCGUACGGAAGGUACUGUCCCGAGGGCACAUCAUACCCACUUGGCUGCCCAGCCGGCUCCUACCAGAAUCUGACAGGUCAGCCGACCUGUUUCAACUGUCCUGAAGGGUACUUCUGUCCAGAGAAUACAACGGAUUACUCUAAAUUCCCCUGUCCUGUUGGCCAUUUUUGUCCAAAUGGUACAACUUAUGGUGUAGAGUUUAAGUGCCCGAAAGGAUAUUACCGUGGUGGUCAGAAUGGUGUCAGUUUGAGCGACUGCUCUCCAUGUCCACCCGGCAAGUACUGCGGCUCUGAGGGACUGAGUGCACCAACUGCAGACUGUGAUGCAGGUUGGUUCUGUGUCAAUGCUGCAUGGUCCGCCCAGCCGUCUGACUACGACAACUUCACCCAUGGCAGCUGCCUCUGCCCGGGCAACUCAACAGGAGGGAAAUGUCAGCCUGGCUACUACUGUCCUACUGGGUCUGAGGAACCCAUUCUGUGUCGGGAAGGCAGCUACUGUGGCACAGCUGGGUUAGCGGAUGUGACAGGAGUAUGUGCGCAAGGAUAUUACUGUGCUCGCGGUGCCACCAAGCCCAAUCCAACAGAUGGAGUGACCGGGGAUGUUUGCCCUUCUGGUAGAUACUGCGGUACUGGUACCACCACCAAUCAGCCCCGCUGUCCCCCUGGAACCUAUUCCAACACAACUGGCCUGAAAGCCAUCUCGGAUUGCGUCCCCUGCGAACAGCGUUACUACUGUGGUUCCUAUGGUCUAACGGCACCGACAGAUCUUUGCGACGAAGGAUACUACUGCCCCACUGGACAGAACAUGAGCAGUCCAUUGGCAUGCAGCCCAGGUUAUUUCUGUGUGCGUGGAAGUUUUGUCAUGGAGGCUUGUCCAUCUGGUACUUACCAGGAUGAAUCCGCUCAAGGGUCCUGUAAAGAAUGCCUUGCAGGUUUCUACUGUGACAAGGCCAAUGCUCCAGUCACGACCUAUACCAGUUAUCCCUGCCCUGUUGGCCACUACUGCUUGAAUGGAACACAGUUGUCAACGCAGUACCCCUGUCCAAGAGGCACGUACAACCCGUCAACACAACUACAGAGUGAGGACCAGUGUACGCCAUGUGACCCAGGCUCCUACUGUGGAACACUGGGAAGGAGCAACGUGCAAGGUCCUUGUGAUGCUGGUUCUUGGUGUAAGAAUGGUUCAUCAGUGACAGCUCCCGUAGAUGGUGUUACUGGUGGUCCUUGUCCGGCUGGUAAAUACUGCCCACAGGGCACUGUGGUUCCUGUGCCCUGCCCUGUUGGAACCAUGUCAAACUCCACUGGAUUGUCAUCGGCUACGGAAUGUCCAGCAUGUCCUGCAGGAUAUUACUGUGACAAGACUGGAAUAUUUGAACCUGUUGGUCCAUGUGCACCAGGUUACUACUGUACAGGCAACACAACCAGUGCUACACCUAAUGACGGUGGUGUCACUGGAGCACCAUGUACGGUCGGUCAUUAUUGUCCUGGUGAAACAGCCAGUCCUGUACCUUGUCCAGUUGGGACGUUCAUGACCAACACACAAGCAGCUGUCUGUGAUGAUUGCACGGCUGGACACUAUUGCCUAGAUGGCUUGAACCUCAUUCAGUGUCCUGCUGGAUUCUAUUGCCCAUCUGGUACAGGAAAUGUGUGGAAGUCCUGUCCGUAUGGGACUUACAGCACCAACCCUGGAUUAGCUGCUGCCUCCCAGUGUACUGACUGCAGUGGUGGCUACUAUUGCAACAGAUACAAUGCCUCUGGACCCUCUGGACCGUGUGAUGCUGGGUAUUUCUGCACGUUUGGCUCAGACACCCCAACUCCUGAUGCCAACUUCACCGGCAAUGCUGGACCCUGUCCUGCUGGGUCGUACUGCCCACAACAAACAACAACACCUCUUCCAUGCCCUAUUGGUACCUACAGCAACAAAACGAAACUGACAAACUCAACUCAGUGUACUUUAUGUCCCUAUGGCCAAUACUGUGGGACACCUGGUCUCUCUACCCCUACUGGUCCAUGUGAUGGUGGAUUCUACUGUCUCCUUGGAGCUAAAGUACCCAACAACCCUGUAGUUGAUUCGACUGGAGGACCAUGCCCAUUAGGGUUCAAAUGUCCACCUGGAACCUCAUUCCCCUUGAGUUGCCCAGCAGGAACUUACAACAUGGCUGCAGGUCAACAAUCAUGCCCACUGUGUUCAAAGAACUACUACUGUCCUGUGAACUCGACAAGUUCUACAGCAUUCCCAUGUCCAGUUGGUCACUACUGCCCUGCUGGCACAGCCUAUGGGACUGAGUUCCCGUGUGAGAAGGGGACAUACAACAACUUCACCACAAAGGGUAGCAAGACGGAUUGCCAGCCUUGUGAUCCAGGAAUGUACUGCCCAACUUCGGGGCUGAGCAAACCUACUGGCCCGUGUAGUGAAGGGUGGUACUGUGUGCGAGGAUCCUGGGCAGAUCAGCCUGCAGACUAUGGUACCCCAAGCUGUGAUAACUCGACCGUCAACAUCAGCAGUAACUGCUACUGUCCAACAAAUGCUACAGGAGGCCAGUGCCAGAAAGGACAGUUCUGCCCCCUGGGAUCCAACGAGCCAAUGUCCUGCACUGAAGGAUACUUCUGUGACCAGAUUGGCCUUAGUAACGUCACCGGCAGGUGUGCGGCUGGUUACUAUUGUACCGGUGGUGCAACCCGUGCUGACCCGCAGAAUGACGGCACCGGUAGUGUGUGCCCUCGUGGAAGUUACUGUCCUGCCGGGACUGCUGUACCCAGCCCAUGUCCUCCUGGCUACUUCUCCAAUGCGACCCGUAAUACAAAGUUCGACGAUUGUCAGCCUUGCACAGCAGGAUACUACUGCCAAGAUUUUGGUCUUGCGGCACCUAAUGGUCUUUGUGACGGCGGGUACUACUGCCCAAGUGGACAGAACACCAGCAGCCCCAUCAGUAGGCAGUGUACUCCCGGUCACUUCUGCCCAGCAGGGAGCGUGGCCGAGCAGGCUUGCAUAGCUGGAACAUUCCAGGAUGAAUUCGCCAAGGACUUGUGCAAAGUGUGCCCACCAGGUUUCUACUGUGAUGCCACAUUACAGAAUGACACGCUGUGUUCUCACGGUGUCCAUAACCCUGAACCCUGCCCUGUAGGUCACUAUUGUCUCAAUGGUACAAGAUUUGCAACUGAAUACAAGUGUCCUGUUGGAACCUUUAACAACGUCACCCAUCUCCAGAGACUCUCCGACUGUACUCCUUGCACCGGUGGCAUGUACUGUGGCAGCGAAGGUCUCAGUGGCCCUACCAGUGUCUGUGCCGGUGGCUAUUACUGCACCAGUGGUGCGUCUGUCGAUAGCCCAACUGACAACACCACAGGUGCCAUCUGUCCAGCAGGAACAUACUGUCCACCUGGAUCGUCAAGUCCAAAGAAUUGUCCUCCUGGAACUUUCAAUGCUGCCGAAGGUGUUAUCAACAUGGGUAACUGCAGUCCUUGCAGUCCAGGAAUGUACUGUCCAGGAUAUGGUAACACUGCCCCACAAGGCAACUGUACUGCUGGAUACUACUGUAGCACCAGUGCUACUGUGGCCGCACCUGUUGAUGGCAGCAGUGGGGAUCAAUGUCCGAUCGGCCACUAUUGCCCUUCAGGGACUGGCCAACCGAUCCUAUGUCCGCCUGGAACCUUCACCGACACGUUGCAGAAUUCUCAAUGUCUUACCUGCACUGCUGGACAUUACUGCACGAAUGGAUCACACCCGCAAGACUGUCCUGCAGGAUUCUACUGCCCAGCUGGUACAGGUUACGUCUGGCAGUCUUGUCCUGCUGGCACGUACAGUUCCCUUACAGGUUUGGCUAAUGAGACACAAUGUACGACCUGCCCAGGCGGGAGCUAUUGUAGCGAGACAAACGCAACUUCUGUCACUGGACCAUGCUCACCCGGAUAUUACUGUUCCAGUGGAUCCAAUAUGGCGGCACCCUCAGGUGGCAACACUGGUGAUGCGGGAAUCUGCCCUGUCGGCCAUUAUUGCGAAUCAGGCACUGAUGUCCCAACACCAUGCCCAGCCGGAACCUUCAACAAUGCAACUAUGGCAAAAUCACUAAGCGGCUGCACAAGCUGCUUACCUGGGUACUACUGUAAUCAAGCUGGACUCGAAUUCCCGGUUGGUUUUUGCGAACCUGGAUUCUAUUGCCUUGGUGGAUCCAUCUCGUCUCGGCCUCCGAAUACAACAAGCACUGGAGGCCCAUGUCCUGCGGGCUCGUACUGCCCAGAAGGGUCCUCCAGGGAUAUCUACUGCCCCUCUGGGACCUACAGCCCAGCUCAGAUGAGCUCAAACUGCACGGAUUGCCCGGCUGGUUAUUACUGCAAAGGUGGAACUGUCACAUUUAUAGAAUGUCCAAAAGGUCACUAUUGUCCUGCCAAGACCGAGUUUGCCAUCCAGUAUCCUUGCAGCAAUGGAACGUUCAACAACAAGACUGCAGCAGAAGAUGAGAGCGCCUGUCAGCAAUGCUUGCCUGGUAACUACUGCCCCACGGUUGGUCUUGCUGAACCUGCUGGUCUAUGUGCAGCGGGCUGGUACUGUACUCUGGGAUCAUGGUCUGAUCAGCCUACGAUAACAGGAAACGCUACGGACGGGUGUGCUUGCCCACUUCUGAAUAUGGGAGGCAUGUGUAAAGCUGGAACGUACUGUCCCUCUGGUGCAUCUGCUCCAAUACCAUGUGAUCCAGGCUCCUACUGCCAAACGGAUGAAUUAGCAACCGUCACUGGUGACUGCCAGGCUGGCUACUAUUGUAAUGGAAGCACUAUUCUCCCCAACCCAGUCAGCGAUUUGACUGGUGAUGUUUGUCCGAAAGGUCACUAUUGCCCCCAAGCAAGUGCAUCACCAAUUGCUUGCCAGCCUGGUGAAUUCUCCAACAGAUUUGCCAACCAGAAUAAGAGUAACUGCUUGCCGUGUACAGCCGGGAAAUACUGCUCAGGAUAUGGCCGUGCUCUCCCUGAUUCAGAUUGUGAUGUUGGCUGGUAUUGUCCAGAAGGAAUGACUGUCCCACAGCCACCAGGCAAGCAAUGUUACGCAGGCCACCAGUGUCCAACAGGUAGCCCAGUUCAAACACCAUGUGAAGCAGGAUACUACCAACCUCUUCCAGAGCGUGGGGUAUGUCUGGUAUGUCCAGCUGGCCUGUACUGCGAUCGAAAUGAGGCUAUUUUGGAGCUGCAGAGUGGAACGAACGCAACCUCGCAUGGCGUUGUGACACCUAAGGAUUGUCCUGCUGGUUUUUACUGUCCAAACGGAACGGAAACCGCUCGUCAGAAUCCAUGUCCUGUCGGUACCUACAGCAACACGACAAAACUUGAAAGUGAAGCUGAGUGUCGUCUUUGCCCUGCAGGAUGGUAUUGUGAGGCCGAGAACAUCACGGAACCUACUGGUGAAUGUACGGCUGGAUACUACUGUGUGUUGGGUGCAAAGACGCCCACACCUUCCUUGUCUGCCAGAGGGGGACCAUGCGCUCAGGGUACAUACUGCCCACAGGGAUCUUACUGGCCAAACCUCUGUCCAAAGGGAACGUACGGCAAUAACGCCAACUUAGCUGCACUUACGGAUUGCACUGUGUGUCCACCAGGAGAAUAUUGUGCCUCGCCUGGAUUGACGGCACCAAAUGGAUCAUGUGAGGCUGGCUUCUAUUGUAUCAACGGCUCCCACAGUGUCGCCCCGGUGGGCCAGUCUUACGGUGAUGAGUGUCCUGUUGGCCAUUACUGCCCAGAACACAGCACAACACCACUAGCUUGUCCUUCAGGAACAUACCAGCCAAACACAAGGAUGACCAACACGUCUGCUUGCCUGUCAUGUGACCCUGGCAAGUUCUGUAAUGCGUCUGCUUUGGCAAACUACACUGGUGAUUGUGAUCCUGGCUACUACUGUAUUGGAGGCGCUUCAAGUUCUGCUCCUGUUGAUGGUACGACUGGCAACAUCUGUCCGAAGGGAUCUUACUGUCCCCAGGGAUCAACAACCCAUUAUUUCUGCCCGAACACGACAUUCACCGACUACCAAGGUGCUGCAGUAUGCCAGGACUGCCCCGCUGGAUAUUAUUGUAACUUCCGUGACAAGGCAAAGAUCUGUCUCCCAGGCUACUACUGUCCAUUCAAGAUUGGACUCCAGCAAUGUCCAGCCGGUACCUACAACCCAUUGACUGGGUUACAGAAUCUGACCCAGUGUACACAAUGUGAUGGUGGAGAAUACUGCCCUUACCCAGCCAUGAAUGAGACCCAGGGGCAGUGCUCAGCUGGUUAUUACUGCAAGACGGGUGUCAACAUGGCUGAACCAAACGGCACCAAUACAGGUGAUGGAGAUAUCUGUCCUCUUGGCCACUAUUGUCCCAUAGGAACUGUCAGUCCUCUACCUUGUGCUGCUGGAACUUACAGUGACCGUGUCGGCCAGUCUGUGUGCCAUGGAUGCCCUGCUGGCUAUUAUUGCCUACAGAACUCGACUGAACAUGCUAGUCAAGUGUGUCCAUCCGGCUAUUACUGCCCCAGUGGUACCACGAGUCCCUACCAGUUCCCCUGUCCCAAGGGGAGCUACAACCCGGUGAAUGGAAGCAAUGCGCCAGAAGACUGCCUCUCGUGUCCUCCUGGAGAGUACUGCGAAUAUGAUGGCAUGAGUAUGACAAGUGGCAAUUGCAAUGCUGGUUGGUACUGCACUGGUGGAUCCUGGAUGGCUGAGCCGCUUCAUGAAGGCAACUCAACAAACCUGUCUGAAUGUACCUGCCCACUUGCCAACUACACUGGUGGGAAAUGCUGGCCUGGUUACUACUGUCCAAGCGGCAGUGCCUACCCUGUCCCCUGCAGCCAAGGACAGUAUUGUAUGGGCUAUGGUAGGGCUACGCCAAAUGGUCCUUGCAAUGCUGGAUACUACUGUGAUGUCAAUGCAUCUCGACCUGAUCCGCCACACCGAGAGUGUCCUGCUGGAUAUUACUGCCCAGAGGGAUCUGCAACGCCAUCUGCUUGCCCUGCUGGUUCCAUGUCUGAUACAAUCAAGAACACCAACCUGACUGACUGUAUUCCUUGCACCGCUGGGUACUAUUGCAGUGGUCCCGCAGAUACGAAUGUCACCGGACCCUGUGCCCCUGGAUACUACUGCCCAGCUGGUCAGGUCACUCCAACACCAAGUGCUUACAACUGUACUAUCGGCCAUUACUGUCCGGGAGAGACUGGAUUACCACUUGCAUGCCUUGCUGGAACUUAUCAAGAUGAGAUACUGCAAAGUGACUGCAAGGGCUGUCCACAGGGAAGAUACUGUGACCCAAGUGAGGCGGCUGCAUUCUAUGGUGUACCAAGCCACGGCGUAGUGAACCCCGCCAGCUGCCCGGCUGGCUAUUACUGUCCCUUCAACACAUCCAGUGCCCACGAGUCGCCAUGCCCUGCAGGGACAUUCAGCAACCAGACCAACUUGUACCAAGACAAGCAGUGCACACCAUGUACUGGUGGUUAUUACUGUGGCUCUCUUGGUCAGACUGAGCCUACCGGUCUGUGUGAUGCCGGCUACGUCUGCUUCGUAAAGUGCAGCUCUGCCCGUCCUAUUGAUGGUAUCUAUGGUUACGAGUGUCUCCCAGGUUACUACUGCCCCGAGGGGUCAGACCAGGGCACCAAGUGUCCCCAAGGAACCUUCAGCAAUCAAACUGGAUUACAUAAUGUGACUGAGUGUGAGGCAUGCUCGCCUGGCAAGUACUGUCUCACAGAAGGUCUCACCACACCAACCAACUCCUGCAUUGGAGGCUACUACUGCAGCUCUGGAGCAAUCCUACCCAAUCCCAUCAGCCAGAGUUAUGGUGAUGUGUGUCCUGCUGGCCGCUAUUGUCCGGUUGGAACUGGUACCCCUAUUCCUUGCCCAAUUGGGACGUACCUGCCUGACACUGGAAAGGAGUCUUUAGCUGAUUGUAUUAACUGCCCGGGAGGGAAAUAUUGCGAUGUGGAAGGACUCACAAACUACACUGGUGACUGUGAUGCUGGCUUCUAUUGCACAUCUCGUGCCAACACUAGCUCACCAAUGGAUGGAUCAACCGGAGAUGAAUGUCCGAUUGGCAACUACUGUCCAGUCGGCUCACCGGCUCCUGUACCUUGUAGCCCAGGAUACUACAUGAACCGUACCCAGGCGGCUCUCUGCGAUGUCUGCCCAUCACGCCACUUCUGCGUUUCGGGCAACACAGCUGACCCUUGCCCUCUUGGUCGAUACUGUCCAGGCAAUAAUGGCUACAGUCAAGAACUGUGCCCACGUGGCACCUAUGGGCCUGUCCAGUAUUUGAAAUCAUCAUCAGAGUGCACACAGUGUGAUGGCGGGUACUACUGUGCUGUAGCAGGAGCUGAUAACGUCACUGGACCAUGCGCACCUGGCUACUAUUGUCAAUACGGUGUGGACACUGCUGCGCCCAGCAACAAUAAUACUGGAUAUGGCGAUGGUUGUCCUCUUGGCCACUACUGUCCCGAGGGAACAUCUGACCCCAUUGGCUGUGCCCCUGGAACCUACGCUGCCAUGACCCACCAGGCAGCAUGCACUCAGUGCCCUGCAGGAUACUACUGUGUUGCCAACUCGACCACGUACACUGACAAGCCAUGCCCGACAGGCUCUUACUGCCCAUUGGGUACUGGCUACUCCACACAGUUUGAAUGUCCUCCAGGAACGUAUAAUAAUGAGACAACAGCAAGCUCGGAAUAUGACUGUCUUCCAUGUCCUGCUGGUAAAUACUGUGAAGGAAGUGGACUGGCUGUCCCUACUGGCGACUGUGACCAGGGCUGGUACUGUACCCGUGGAGCCUACCAGAGCAAGCCUCUGCCGUACACUAACUCCAGCACCUUCUACAGUGUCACCACAGGGAGCUGCCCCAUUUAUGCCAUGAAUUUCACUGGAGAUGUCUGCCCAGAAGGCUACUAUUGUCCUGUCGGUUCUGAUGCACCCAAGCCGUGCCCACCUGGCCAAUACUGCCAAGGUGUGGCGAACCCCACCCCUGAUGGUGAUUGCCUGGCUGGGUUCUUCUGCAAUGGUACAGCGAUGACCAGCAAUCCGGUGCAAUGUUCGCCCGGCUACUACUGCCCUCUUGGAACACCUGUAGAGGAGCCAUGCAUACCUGGGACAUUCUCUAAUCGGUCUGGCAACCAAAACCUUACCGAUUGCGAGCCAUGCACAGCCGGGUCUUACUGUGAGAGUUACGGCCUCGCCCAGCCCACUGGUCUGUGCACCGCUGGAUAUUACUGCCCUGCUGGUCAGGCCUCUGCCCAACCAACCACCUAUGCUUGUUCUCCUGGUCAUUUCUGUCCAGCUGGCAGCCACAACCAGACUGGAUGUCCCUCGGGAACAUACCAAGCUCAUUGGAAACAGUACUCGUGUGUUGACUGUCCCAAGGGAUUCUAUUGCAAGGCACUUGGUGAUUAUGAAGACCUCGAUGCCUCGAAUGUCACUCUGAGCGGCAACUUCACUGGGCGCUUCAGGAGCUACCGAGGUGUUUCCGUGCCUACCGAGUGCCCUGCAGGAUCCUACUGCCCUCUUGGUAGUGAGUGGGGCCAGCAAUAUCUCUGCCCCGAGGGGACGUACAGCAAUGUGACUGGGCUGCACCAGGAGAAGCAGUGCACACCUUGUGACCCUGGCUACUACUGCCUUGGACAAGGCAACACUGCCCCGACGGCCCAGUGCUCCCCUGGCUACUACUGUACCAUCCAUGCCAGCAGCUCCACACCGACGGACAGCAUUUUUGGCGACAUCUGCCCAGCUGGCAAAUACUGCGUGCUUGGCAGUAUCACAGGUGUAGGCUGUCCAAAGGGAACGUUUAGUAACCGGACUGGAUUAACCAGUAGCACUGAGUGUGACGACUGUACCCCAGGAUUCCACUGCUCACAGACUGGCUUGACGGCGGUGUCAGAUACUUGCUGGGCUGGUUUCUACUGUAGUGGACGUUCCCCUGAAGCUGCUCCCAUUGCCCAAUCAUAUGGCGGCGUAUGUCUACCAGGUCACUACUGUCCUAAUGGAACUGACAUCUCUAAGCCAUGUCCCCCUGGUACCUUCCAGGAUAAGGAUGGCAUGGGUAGCAUCGAUGACUGCUUGUCAUGUAGCCCAGGGAAAUUCUGUGGACACUUCGGCAGAACCAACGUGACAGGCCCGUGCCAGGAAGGCUAUUUCUGUACGCUCGCUGCCAAUACCAGUGCACCCACAGAUGGAACCACUGGUGAUAUCUGUCCCACUGGGCACUACUGCCCUGAAGGCUCAUCUGCCCCGAUGCGCUGUGGAAACGGUACCUUCAUGAACCACACUGGGGCAUCGGCAUGUUACGUCUGCCCUGCUGGCUAUUAUUGCGUGAACUGGGACCGAGCAGACGAUUGCAAGGAAGGGUAUUAUUGUCCAGAAGGAACUGGUGCUGAUCUGCAGCCUUGUCCAACUGGAACGUUUGGGAACAAUACAAACUUGGUGAAAGAGGCUGACUGCACUCAGUGUACAGGUGGUCAGUAUUGUGGUACUCCAGGAUCGCCUAGCCCUGAUGGUGAUUGUCAGCCAGGUUACUACUGCGAGUACGGCGUUGAUACAGUGACUCCGACAGAUAGCUCCCCUCACAAAGGCGUGGGUGCCGAAUGUCCACCUGGAUCAUAUUGUCCUAAAGGAUCAGCUACACCAACGGUCUGCCCACCUGGGUCUUACAACUCUGAGAAAGGCAAGCCCUCAUGUCAAGUGUGCCCCGAAGGUUACUACUGUAUCUCCAACACCAGUGACCCUUACCAGGACCCAUGUCCAACAGGCCACUACUGCCCCACUGGAACCGAAUAUGGUGUUCAACACAAGUGUUCAUCAGGAACGUACAACCCCCACACUCACAUGUCCAACGCCACUGCUUGUCUGCUGUGUCCGCCUGGUCAGUAUUGCCCAGGACAGGGACUCACUGACCCAGCUGGCAACUGUAGUGAAGGAUGGUUCUGUACUGGAGGUGCCAGUUCAGACAAACCUAUUGUUCUGGGUAACUUUACAUCCAUUGAUGUGUGUACUUGCCUGGCUUACAACUAUACUGGAGGAAAGUGCCAACCAGGCACCUACUGCCCCAGUGGAUCUGCUGCCCCGGUCUCCUGCACUGGCGGAUAUUAUUGUGAUGACUACGAACUUGCUGCCCCAAAAGCCGAAUGUCAACCAGGAUUCUACUGCCCUGGAGGAAACGUUCGCCCAGACCCACCGGCAUUCCUCUGCCUGGCUGGCCAUUUCUGUCUCCAGGGAUCUGCCACCCCCACGCCAUGUCCCAACGAAACCUUCUCAAACGAAACUGGUAAUACUGAAGAGGCCAACUGUAAAGCAUGUACUCCAGGUUAUUCAUGUGAAGGCGUUGGCUUGAUUGCGGAGACCGGACCCUGCGACCCAGGAUUCUAUUGCCCAGGUGGCCAGGCUACAAGUUCACCCAUAGACUACACAUGCCCACAAGGUCACAAGUGUCCCACCGGCAGUGCAACACCAGUCAGGUGUGAGAGAGGUUCUUACCAAGCUGUCCCUGGUCAACCGAGCUGCGAUGCAUGCCCGACUGGCAAAUAUUGCGAUCCCUAUGAACUCGGCAAUGUCACUGGUGUGAUUUCACCAUCACCAUGUCCAGCUGGGUUCUACUGUCCACUGGCGACCAGGUUCUCUACCCAGAAUCCUUGUGAACCGGGAACGUUCAGCAACCAGACACAGCUGACCCAGCAGAGUGAAUGUUAUGACUGUACACCUGGAUACUUCUGCGGCUUCCCUGGUAAGACCGAGCCAACCGGUCCGUGUCUUCCUGGAUACUAUUGCGCAGGUCGCGCAAACAACUCUGCACCCACAGAUGGUGUCACUGGAGACAUCUGCCCGCUCGGCUCAUACUGUCCCUUGGGUUCAGCGAUUGGUACGCACUGUCCAGCAACGCGGUAUGGCAACACUACCGGUCUUACCCAGGCUACGGAAUGUCCGUUAUGUGACCCGGGAUGGUAUUGUCCGUCCCCAGGAUUGAUUCAACCAUUUGGGUAUUGCGAACAAGGACACUACUGUGAACUCGGUGCAAAUACUUCCAACCCGACUAAUGAGACGUACGGAUAUCUAUGUCCUGUUGGUCACUACUGCCCCACUGGUACACCAACCCCAAUGCCAUGUGAUAAAGGUUACUACCAACCAGGCCUUGGCAAGAGGAUUGAAAAGGAUUGUAUUCAGUGUACGCCUGGAUACUACUGUCUCGAGACUGGCCAGUCUGCUGUGAAGGGACAAUGUCUGCCGGGAUACUAUUGUACCAGAGGUGCUGAAGUGGCCAACCCAAAUGAUGGCUUUACUGGUGACAUCUGCCCAAUUGGCAACUACUGCCCAGAAGGCAGCAUCGCUCCCAUCAAGUGUGCAAACGCCACAUACAUGAACCACACAGGUGCGGACGUCUGCUACGACUGCCCGGCAGGCUACUACUGUACUACCGGUGACCGGGCCGAUCCCUGUCCACAAGGGUACUACUGUCCAUACCAGACUGGUGUGGGGAUUAUCCCUUGUCCUGUUGGAACGUUCGGAGCCUCUCCCAUGUUGUCUGCGGAAGCUGACUGCAGCCCAUGUCGUGGAGGAACGUAUUGUGAUAUCGCUGGUUUGGAUGCACCGGCUGGAAUGUGUAGCCCUGGGUUCUACUGUACGUCAGGUGUGAACAUUUCCAACCCUGAGACAGGCGUUCCACACACUGGUAUUGGCAACAAGUGUCCUGCUGGUUCAGAAUGCCCAGCCAACUCCUCAUACCCAACACCGUGUCUAGCAGGCACCUACACCCCCAUGGCAGGAUAUCCAACAUGCCUGGCAUGUCCACCUGGUUAUUACUGCAUGAAUGAGACCGUCAUUCCGACCAUCUGCCCUGUCGGUCACUACUGUCCCCAGGGAACCGAGUUUGACAUCCAGAACCCUUGUGCCGAGGGCACGUUCAACAACGACACUGGGGCGUGGAAUGCCACAAGCUGUGAGUCAUGCACCCCAGGUUACUUCUGCCAGGGUACAGGUCUGUCGCAGCCAACCGGACUUUGUGACGAAGGAUUCUACUGUAGUGGAGGUUCAUUCAAUAUCCGGCCAUUCGCUGUUGGAAGCCUCACAACUAUCAAUGGAACAGGAGCUGAGCUGACUUCCAACGAUACUUGCCACCCAACCUGGGACUGUGUGUGUCCAAGCUUCACCAUGACUACCGGUGGCCUCUGCGCCCCAGGAUACUACUGCCCUCAAGGCUCAGCUAAACCAUCUCAUUGUCCUGGAGGCAUGUACUGUGAGAGGCCUGGCCUGCCACUACCGACUGGUAAUUGCAGUGCUGGAUUCUACUGCAAUCUGACAAGCACUGUACCUAACCAGUACGUCUGCCCUCAGGGACACUACUGCCCUGUGGCCACGGCCGUACCAGAGCCUUGCCCAGAGGGGACGUACUCCAACACCACACACAAUGAUGGCCCUGAAGACUGUGUUGCCUGCCCUGGAGGACAGUACUGCCAAGGAAAUGGUAAUGUCCUACCCACAGGCUACUGCAGUCCUGGCUACUACUGCCCCGGAGGCCAGAAUUCCUCGAGUCCGGGAGACCUGCUCUGCUGGAAGGGACACUUCUGUUCCCUCGGUACCACAACACCGUAUCUGUGCGAUAACGGCACAUACCAACAGAGCCUGGGACGAGACACUUGUGACGUCUGUCCGGAGGGGUAUUAUUGCCAUGCUACAUCAGGCAAUACCACAUAUUGGAAAGGUCAUCCUGUGGUCAAUCCAAGCCCCUGCCCAACAGGCCAUUACUGCCCAACUGGAACUGCCUUGGAUACCUCCUUCCCCUGCCCAGUGGGCACAUAUGGUCCCGAUGAGAAGUACACCAACCUCGACAACUGUACGACAUGUACAGCAGGCAUGUACUGCGAGGCGGAUGGCUUGAGUAGUCCCACUGGUAACUGCUGGGCUGGAUACUUCUGUACUGGAGGAGCAGAGUCGCCAACACCUAUCAACCACAAUGUUGACUUGAAUAACAACUUGACCUUCACUGGCAAUGACAUCUGUCCUGUUGGGUACUAUUGCCCCAACGGUACAGCGUAUCCAUUCCCAUGCCCACGCGGCACAUUCUCGAAGGUACCACAGAUCAUGAGCCCAGAAGGAUGCGAGGAAUGUCCACCAGGGAGAUACUGCAAUGCAAGCGCAUUCAUCAAGGUCACAACUGCACCUAUCUGUGCACCUGGAUACAUCUGCACUGGUGGCAGUACCACACCGAUGCCAACAGACCCUGCUACUGAAGGUUACAUGUGUCCACCCGGGCACUAUUGCCCAGCAGGUGCCUUGGUCGAGCUGGGUUGUCCUAUCGGUACCUACCAGUCCAAUCGCGGCCAGGCCAACUGUACCAUCUGCCCGGCUAGUAGCAUGUGUCAUGAGAUGAACAUGACUGCCCCUGUGCCCUGCAAGACAGGUCACUAUUGUCCAAUGGGAGUAAUGCCACAACCCUGCCCACCAGGAACAUUCAACAACCAAACCGGUCUCAGCCUGGAGAGUGAAUGUAGCGACUGCAGCGUGGGAAUGUACUGUGAAGGCUACGGUAAUGUCGUACCAAGUGGUCUGUGUGAGCCUGGAUUCUAUUGCCAGGGUGGCGCCACUGGCCGCGUUCCAAAUGCGACGUCUGCUUACCCGCAGAAUGGUGAAUGUCCUGCUGGUCGAUACUGCCCAGAGGGAACUGCCUCACCACAGAAGUGUCCAACUGGAACUCUAAGGAAUGUCACGGGUGGCGCUGCUGUGGAAGACUGCCGUCCUUGUACUGCUGGUUACUACUGCGAGAAACCUGGGCUGACUGAGCCAACAGCUCAGUGUUAUGCUGGUUACUACUGCCCAGCUAAUGAUUCUACGAGCGUGCCAACACCUGCGGCUUACAUCUGUCCAUCGGGUCACUACUGCCCUGUGGGAUCUGCUGUCCCACUUGGCUGUCCAGCCGGUGAAAGUCAACCUAACCAAGGCCAGGCGGCGUGUGAUAAGUGUCCCGCUGGGUAUUACUGCAUCAGUCCAUUGGUACCUGACCCGCAGCCGUGCCCACCGUACAGCUAUUGCCCUGAGGCAACAAAAUACCCGUUUGCUUGUCCAAAUGGAACCUAUACCCUGGAUAACUCGACCAAGUUGAAGGACCCAUCAGAAUGUCUGUCUUGUCCCGCUGGAAGAUAUUGCAUUGCUGGUGAGAUUGUUGGCAACUGUUCAGCUGGUUUCUAUUGUAUGGCUGGUUCCGAUGAGUACACGCCUACUGGAGUACCACCAAACAUCAGCUCGCCAUGCUAUGCCCAAGAAGAAUGUGCUGGUCUCUGCCCAACUGGUCAUUACUGCCCAGAGGGCACAGAACUACCUGCCGCCUGUCCAAACAACACGAUACGCGAAAUACCUGGAGCAGCCCAAGUUUCUGACUGUUCACCAUGUCCGGCUGGUUUCCUCUGCCUCGCUGGUGACCCAGUAAAGCAUCCUUGUCCUGUUGGCCACUACUGCCUCCAGGGUGUAGCGCCAGAGGAGUGUCCAAGACUCUACUACAGAGAUAUAGAGGGAGCUGCUAAUGUUAGUGACUGCUUCCCAUGUCCUGCUGGAUUCUGGUGCAACUUCACUGGCAUGAGUGUGUACAACAACAGUGAUUGUCCGGUUGGCCACUAUUGCCCCGAGGCAAGCGAACCAAGCUGGUGUCCUGCUGGACGCAUGCGUCCGAUGCCAGGAGCUGGUGCACCAACAGAAUGUGAACUCUGCCGCCCAGGGUACUACUGUCCAAAUGAUACAGCAAACACCAUGGGUAUACCAUGUAAUGAAACGUUCGAAUGCCCAACAGGAGCUGCUCUGCCGGUAGAUUGCAGACUGUCCCAUUAUUGCCCUGGAAUCACCGGAAUGCCACCGAUCUGUCCUGAUGGGUACUAUUGCCCCAACGCUACAGAGACGCCCAUAAUCUGCCCCUACCCGACCUAUUGUCCUGUAGGAAGUGAUGCAAAGCAGAUUUGUCCCUUGGGCUAUGAAGCUUUGAAUCAUGCGGGACUUCGAUACCAGAAGUCCCAGUCGUGCCGCAUCUGUCCAGCAGGAACGUAUGGAAAUCACACCGAUCGUUUGUUCUGCGAGAAGUGUCCAGAGGGUUAUUACUGCCCAGAGGGGACGUCUGAUUACACCAUCUACCCUUGCCCCAUUGGGUACUAUUGCCCGCUCAUGACAGCCGAACCGUUACCCUGCCCUAUGGGAACGUAUGGAAACGUUGCUCUUGCGGUUACAUUCUCUCAGUGCUCUUCCUGUCCGACGGACACCUACAACAACUUGAUUGGUCAGUCCGCUUGUAGGCCAUGUGGUAGCUCUGCUAGUGCUGCAACUGGAAGCCCCACCUGUACUUGUAUUGGAAAGUUCCGAAGCUUCCAGCCGUCUGACGGAUCAUGUGAGUGCGAGUCAGGGUACAUAUUCUACAAUGCUGUAGAUGAGCUUGCCCAGGAGGGUAAUGGAGCCGAAGACUGUCAGCCUAUUGUGGAUAAUCGAUGUGCCACGGAUCAAGUCCGCUCGGCCAGUACCAGGACCUGCGUGGACGCGACCGCAUAUGACUGUACCACAGCAUGUAAUGGUGGUACGGGAAGCUUUGAUGUGGAGUUUGGAAAGUGUCUGUGUGAUGUCGUAACGGACCCCCUUGAAAUCUGCGAUGCCAACUGUCAGACUACUGCUCCCACCGUCACAACAUCAGUACUCUCUGAUGGAACCGUCGCUAUCACAAUAACAGACCCAGCGACUGGUAAUGUCACUACCCAGACUUUGACUGAUGUCUAUGGGCCAUCUGAGUUCACCAGUGGCACUAAGACAACGCAGGUGAUCAACUACAGAAGCACCGGAGCUGCCUCCCCAAUCUACACAGAUACGUCAGAAGCUGAAAGCUUGUUCACUCCUCUAAAUGGCGUUGCUAGACGUCGUCGUAAGAGGUCAACGACCCGUCAACUUUUCGCCGUCACCACGCCGUCGGAGAUAUCCAACCCCGUCCUCUGCCUCGAGCUCGAAGAAGUCGUCAUCUUCAAUAUUGAGAUAAAUGAUGUCAACCGGUCAUUGAGUAACUACCCUGUUUAUGUGAAGGACCAUCUGUACAACACUAACCCCACUUUCGACUACGGACCAUUCACACAACUAGCGUACUACGUCACGCAGACCAACGUCACCCUCAGUUCUUUCGCUCAUACUUUCGAUGAAGCUGGCACAUUCGUAUUCAGCGAUGCACAGAAUUCAGAUUGGGAACAAAUCAUUGUUGUUCGCCCCUCUGGAUCUACUUGUCCAUCUGGCACCUUGCGAGUGAGUGCACUCUCCGUCAACUCCCUGGUAAACAGCGGAGUCCAGAAACAGUCCGUGGCAAAUGAGGAGCCUGAUUGGGGAUUGAUCAUUGGUUUGAUUGCAUUCUUCGGUGCCGUUGUUCUCAUGCUUGUGGUGGCGGUGAUUGUAUGGCGGCCACAAGACGCUGGUAUCUAUCCCAUGAAGCACUGGAAGCCGAGAUAUAGGAGUCUUGGAGCCCCGCCACACGUCCCCUCAUAUCUGCUGCAUGACAAGGAUGCCUGGACAAACGACAAGUCCCUCCUUGGACCCAGGGUUGGUGGCGAUGGUGCUGAAAAAGAGGCUGUCGUGUGGAAGGGUGAAAAUGAACUUGAAGAGUUCAAUGUCCGCGUUUUCUACGAUAAGCUUGAAGACCAGAAUCUCCACCUUGCGUCACAGUUGGCAAAACAUCAAGAAGAUCUCCGUGGGUUCUAUGAACGCAUCAGCGGCCAAAACGACGAUCUGAAACGCAUGUUACAGAAUCUUGACGUAUCGCAACUAGAGGAGGCAGAGCGUCAGCGAAGUUCAGCUGAGGGACCAAGUGGUGCUAUCACCAACAUUAGCCCGACCAAUAUCAACAGACAAUAUAAAUUCACCAACGCUACUGGACGCGAGGCUGAACUGAUGUCAGCUCUACAACUGUUGGUUGAUAAGCUGAACACGGGUAACAUUCCUGUCAGCCCAGAGAUGCUCGAGAAGGCUCGCACUGGUGGCACUGCAACAGCAGUGUCUGCUGAUGCUGGGGUUCACAAGCGCUCGGACAUCCUCCGUAAACAGAACACCGAGAAGAUGCAGCUCGAGCGUGAGUUGCAGGAUGAGGAGGCGACACAGCUGGGAAGGGUGAUUGAUGAGCAGGAGAGAAAGGCCAGCGAGAAGAGGAAGAAGUUGGCCGACAGUCUCGCUGACAAACUCCAAGGAGAUUUGAGCGAGGCUGAGGUUGCUGCCAUCUUGGCCAACCACGAGAAGGACCUUGAGAGAAUCAACAGUCAGAUGGACAAAGACAAGCAGGCACAACUUGCUGAGGUCCGGAGGAAGCUGGCGGAGCGCCGCAGGAUGAAAGAGGCAAGACUACGUGAGAAGCAGGAGCAAGAGGGUCGUGAGGCGGGUCUCCCACCCCAGAUCACAACAACUGACACCGCAGAAGAGAAGCUCAAGGCAAAGGAGCUGAUGCUCAGGACCCUCCAGGCUGAAGAGAAGGCUGGUAUGACCCGCGCCGAGACAGAGGCUGGGAGAAAGGCAACUGAGGAACAGCAUAAGAAGAUGUCCGAUGCCCUCAAGGAACAGAUUGAAAGCCUUGCAGACAACGGCAUCAUCACCGAUGCAGAGAAGGUAGCCCUGCUCAAGAAACAGAUUGAUCUGGAGGAAGCCAUUAGGAUUGCCAUGGAGAAACGUCGCCAGAUGCAACUUGACAUGGUGCGUGGCCGCCUGGGCAAACAUCGCCGCAAGAAGGUCAGUGACCUGAAGGCCAAGCAGGAGACAGAGAGAAUGGAGCUUUCAACUCGAUUGAUCCAGGAAGGUAAACAUGAGGAACUAGAGCGACGUCUGUCAAUGAUGGACAAACGCCACAAACACGAGCAGACGGCAAUCGAGGCAGAGGAGGAUCUGGACGAGGCCGUCCAUAUCAAGAAGAUCAGCGAGUCCAUUGAUGAAGAACAUACUAAUGAACUCAAACAAGGUCACAGAAAGAUUAUGACUGAGCUACCUCAGACAAGCUCCAACAUUGACGCGAUCACACAACAGAGAAUCCUGGACCAAUACCGCAAAGACAUGGAAGCGUUCGAACAGGAUAUGCUGAACAGCAAGGAUCGCACCAUGAACGAGACAAGAGCCAAACUUGCUGCGCGUAGAGCUCGCCGUUUGAAGGAAGCAAACCGAUUGGCAGACGAAGAGGCGGCCAAACAGUUCAUCGCAGAGCAGAACCAGCAAAUGGAGCAGACGGUACAGGUCGUUGACCCCUCCAUUCAGAUGCCAGAAGUCAAGGUCAUGGAGUCAAUGGAGGAGAAGGCACUCAAGAAGAAACAGGAAGAAAGCAAGGAAGAGAUGCGCGGGCGUCACAACACCGAGCGCAGCCAGCUGAGCGACCGGCUGGAACAGGACACGGCCAAGGAGGAGCACGCUAUCAACAAGGAGUGGCAGUCAGAGAAGGAAAAGAUUCUUCAGGAGAAGCGCAGCAGACAGGCAGCCGAGAUCGCAUCAAGGACCGAUCUGGAUGAUGAUGCAAUGAAGGCUCUUCUUGCUCAGCAUGAAGAAGAGGUACGUGCUCUCUCUGACAAACUUGACUCAGAGCGUUCACGCCAACAGAUGACCAUCCGUGACAAGAUCGCCGAGAGGAAACGGCGCAGGAUGGAGGAGAUGCGGCGAAAACAGGAACUUGAGAUGACGAGAGAGAUGCUGGAGCAGAGGAAGGAAUUAGAUGAAGUCAAAACCAAAGUGGCGAAAGAAGCAGAGAAAGAAGCCAUCAAAGAAGGUGUGCGUGAGAAUGGGGUAGAGGACAGCGAUAAGGUUGUACGUGCCGUGCUUGCGCAGAGACAUGCACAGGAGACGCGUGAUCUUGAGAGCCGCUUUGCUGCCGAGAAGAAGCUGAUGAUUGAUGCUGCCGUUAGUAAGAUGCAUGAUGGUUAUGAAAAAGAGAGGGAGGAUCUGCAGAAGAAACAUGAGGCAGAAUUAGCAGCUCUCAAUAGAGAGAAGCUGUCACCUGAACAACUUCAUGCCAAACGCACCCAGCUUCUAAACAAACAACAACUUGAACUCUCUGACCUGGACAAGAGGAUGGCCGACGAGCAAAAGGAGAUUGAGCGUGGCGCCCUCGCUGAUUGGGAAGUGCGCUUCGCCAGGGCUAAGCUCGUCUUGAAGGAGAAACACUACAAGGAAUUCUCAGAUGCGCUGCGCGAGUAUUCACCUGACCACGACGAGGUCAAGUUGACAGAUGCGAAGAUCCAGGAAUUGGAAGAAGUCAAGAGGAAGUUGGAUAUUCAGCGUAAGGAAGCUGAAGAACAGCUCUACAAUGAGCAGAAAUCAUUUGAGGAUGAGCAGCGCGCUGUUCUGGAGGAGGAGCUUAAGUCCUUCAAUCAGCAGCUUGAGGCAGAUACGUCACGAGAGGAGGACAGGCUCCAGAGAAAUAUCGAUAUGUUGAACCAGCGUAAGGAGGAAAUGGUCAAGGAGAAGAAACAGAAGGUCAAGGAUGAGAUUGAGCAGCUUGCUAAUUCCGGUGCUAGCAAAGAAGAACAGGAACGCAUCCUUGAAGAACAUAACAAAGAUGUGCAACGCAUUGGCAACAAGAUGGAUGCCGACCGUCUGCGCAUGCAGAGCAAUCUCCAGGAUCGUCUGCGCAAACGUCGUGAGGAGAAGAUGAAGGGGAAGAAGAGUGAGUUGGAAGAGAAGAGCGUUGAGCAGAAGAGGGAGUUUGAGGAGAAGGUCAGGAGUGAGAAGGAUCGGCUGAAGUCAGACGAGGCCUUGACCUUGAAGGAAUGCCUCAACAUCGACUACUUGUCGUCACAAGAUUCGACCACAGUCGUCUACGAAGCUCCAGAAACUGCACCAGCAAACGUUACCAUGACAACCAACGUGAUGUCUGCUGCUCCUGAUAUGCCGGGAUCCUUUGCAAUGGCGGCACCGCUGAACGAGACUGAGCUGACGAUGUUGCUCAUGCAGUCUCCGCUUUACCAGAAGCUGGAAGAGAUCAAGAAGACAGUGGCGAAAGGUGGCUUCGGUGGUCGCAAGAUGGCGCCAGGUGAAGGUUAUUUGGAUGUACGAGACGCAGAAUGGACGAGCGACACAGAAUUAUCCCCAGUUGAUCUGAACAAGCUAAAUCCAAGGUCGUUCAUCGUCUACAAGUUCGGUAGCUUCAUCGCAGACCUUAUUUCAGCGCACUGUCAGCAUCUGCCUGUGACGCUUCUCCUGGCCGACAAGAUCCCACCAAAUAAUGAGCUUGCCCAUAAUGCCUAUCGCAACUCGUUCCAUUAUGAUGCCAAUAAUCAUAUCCUGUACAUGAGAACAGCCAGGCUUGACUCGGUUGGAGAGUUUGUCCUAGUUUUGGUGCACACAUUGGCCCAUAUCAAAUCUGGUGACUUGAGAGAUGACACGAACCCUGAUUUCUGUAAGGAGUUCUACCGAGGCCUAACAGUCGUCUGCGAUGAUCUGUUCUUCGCUCGGUACCGCCGGUCAUCGUCCUUGAUAAAAUCACUAGCAGAAGACACCAAGACGGUCAACAUGGAAAAAACCGCCAGUGCCCUUUUGGAAGCCAUGUUUGGUGACAGUCAUACAGAGGAGGAGAAGAACCAGGUCAUUGAUGAACUGUUGGACAUCAAACUUUUGCCGUCAACUGAUAUAGAAGGUGUCCAUUUUGACAAGGAGAGACUGAAAGACAGACUUGCCAAGUAUUCCAAGUUUGCCAUCGGAAACAAACUGCACAGUCACCUUGGAAAGGUCGAGGAUAAGAUUGCACAGGCGAAGAUACAUGGCACUAUGGAUGGAAAUGAUGCACAGCUGACCAAGUUACAGAGAUCGUCUGCAGCCUCAACCUCUGGUAAUACGAUGCUGACCAGAAAACUCAGCCAACCAGCUGCGAGCAUGGCAAACAUGACUGGUACUGCCCUCUGGCAGAAGUUUGUCAACAAUAUGGAGGCAAAACAGACGGCUGGUGGUCGUAUCCAACAGGUGGCUAAGGUCGCUAAAACACAAGAUCUCUACAAGAAAUUCCUAAAGGAUGAAGUGCAAGACCUACAGGACCGCGUCGACAGCCUGAAUGGUGACUUCUCUCAGAAAACGCAGGAGGCUUUGAACCUCUCCGAGAAAAUACAACAGCUGAGGGACGAGGUUACCAGCCAGACAGACCUGGUCUCGAAGGCAACAGGUGUUGUCCAGGGCAAGGAGAAAAUCCUUCUGAAGGAGACAAGUAUGCAGCUUGGAUUGGCCCAAGAACAACUGAUCACGAUUCAGUCCAAAAAGGCGCAGAUUGGUGACCGUCUUGAGCGGACGCAGACACAACUUGAAGUUAAACAGCAACAGUUGGCUGGAUACCAAGAGCAUAAGAAAUCUGUUGGGGCACGAGUUCCUUUGGCCAAAUCCUCCCCUGGAAAAGCUGUACGAACAUAGACAUUUUAUCCAAAUUGACCCAGUCUUCAAGUGGAAAGACAUUCUAUCCAAAUUGACCCAGUCUUCAAGUGGAAAAGCUUGUCAUCAUUUGAUAUCUUCCACAAAGUACAUGUAACUACCACAGGAAACGAAUAUUGUAUUAGUCAGAUAUGUCAAAGGUUGAUUAGAAAGCAUGCUAGUGUAAGCUUUUUGAGAUAUCAUAUUUACAACCUGGCCCAUUUAUAUCUUUAUUUUUGUAUGCAUUGGUAAACAUGAACUUAGUAAGGAUGAUUUUUUAUAAAGCUUAUGGUGAUAUUUGUCAUUAUCAACAAUGCCGUCCGUCAGUUUCUGAGAUUUUGUAUUAUAUUUUUAUCAUGUAUUUAUAAUUGUAAUAUAUUCAAAGACAUUUUCAUUGAAUUUAAACCACUGAUCAAAGAGCAAUCCGUCCAAUCAAACACAUGACCAGAUAACCAGUAUCCUGAUAACAUUAGUUAAAUAUAAAUUACAAAUAAUUUAAUUUUUGUACGAAAUUUUGUGCUGUUUUAAUCUCAUGUUGUCGAGAAAUGUGGCUCAGAAAUCCAGAGAAGAUAUUAUUUUUCGUCAAUGCGCUGGAAGCAUUGUUUUUGUAUUGAGAUGAAUAUUGGUAGAACAGAAGUUGUUGUUGUGUUUGCCUGUAGGUAGAAGUCUCAUGAGCAGCCUUGCGUUGUCUUUGUGAUAAAUUUGUAAGGUUUUCUGUGGUCACUAGUCACUUCGCGAUUUAUAAUUCUGAGAUAAAGUAUAUUAAUAA
This is a messenger RNA of Lineus longissimus, 30736 nucleotides long. RefSeq lists its product as uncharacterized. Lineage: Eukaryota; Metazoa; Nemertea; Pilidiophora; Heteronemertea; Lineidae. Gene Ontology annotation, cellular component: extracellular region. Gene Ontology annotation, molecular function: protein binding; chitin binding. The transcript is spliced from 89 exons. The record is from RefSeq and is a predicted model, not a curated record. Bases 1 to 29970 code for a protein of 9989 amino acids.